Messenger RNA from Pteropus alecto (black flying fox), 4227 nucleotides. RefSeq names its product ras homolog family member J (gene RHOJ). The record is from RefSeq and is a predicted model, not a curated record. Gene Ontology annotation, molecular function: GTP binding; GTPase activity. The transcript has 5 exons. The coding region runs from base 679 to 1389 and encodes 236 amino acids. Gene Ontology annotation, biological process: small GTPase-mediated signal transduction. Lineage: Eukaryota; Metazoa; Chordata; Mammalia; Chiroptera; Pteropodidae.
AACCGUUCCCGUUUCUGUGGCAGACAGUACUCCCCAGUUUCCAUCCUUUCGUCAGCCCCUUCCCAGCCAGCCACAGGCAAAUAGCCUCCCCAGCAGUGGAUGAAACAGGAAGUCUGACAGCUUGAGUCUGCAGUGGGACCCCUAGUGUUUUCCCACUCCAUGUCCUGGCAGCGUUCCCCAGAAGUACAAACACACACACACAGAGCUCCCAUUGUUGCAGCCUUCCCCAGCCCACUGAUCCUAAUAUGGAAUGCAGCAGGAAACCCAUGAUUUCCUGACACUCGCAAGCUGGAGGAAGCAAGGGGAAAACUCCAUUAAAAAGCCCAGCUUUCCUCCAUGUUAGAUGUGAAGUGGAAAAUGGGGAAGAUUCAGCAAAAUUCCAUCGUGUCUUCAGCCAGGCUGGAGAGGGGGAGAGCGGAGUGAAACCUUCAGGCUGCUGAAGUUUCCAGACUGCCAGGAAGCCCCUAGAAUUCGGUGAAAAUGAGGGUUUCUUAACUCAAACUGAUAGGGAAGAGGGACAGACCCUUUUAAUAAUCCUCCCAAGUGUGUGUUACCUUUCUUUACCAGUAUGGUAAGCAAGAGGGUGUACGCCAGCUGCCUCGGACAAGUCAGUAUGAUCCCAGGUACCCAAAGUAAGGCAAAGUGAUCUCAAGCCUGCCACUGGCUUCCCACCGCUUCAUGGGCUUUGGGAGAAGCAGGAGAAGCAACAGCAUCAGCACAGUCACAGCAGCUGGAGCCGCAAGAAUGAACUGCAAGGAGGGAAAUGACAGCAGCUGCAGCUGCGGUGACAGCAAGGAGAAGAAGAUGUUGAAGUGUGUGGUGGUGGGGGACGGUGCUGUGGGGAAAACCUGCCUGCUGAUGAGCUACGCCAAUGAUGCCUUCCCAGAGGAAUACGUGCCCACUGUGUUUGACCAUUAUGCAGUUACCGUGACAGUGGGAGGCAAGCAACACUUGCUCGGACUGUAUGACACCGCAGGACAGGAGGACUACAACCAGCUGAGGCCUCUCUCCUACCCCAACACUGAUGUGUUUUUGAUCUGCUUCUCUGUCGUAAAUCCUGCCUCUUACCACAAUGUCCAGGAGGAAUGGGUCCCGGAGCUGAAGGACUGCAUGCCUCAUGUGCCUUACAUCCUCAUAGGCACCCAGAUUGAUCUCCGCGAUGACCCCAAAACCUUGGCCCGUUUGCUGUAUAUGAAAGAGAAACCGCUCACUUACGAGCAUGGCGUGAAGCUUGCAAAAGCGAUCGGCGCACAGUGCUACUUGGAAUGCUCUGCCCUGACUCAGAAAGGUCUCAAAGCUGUGUUUGAUGAAGCAAUCCUCACCAUUUUUCACCCCAAGAAAAAGAAGAAACGCUGCUCCGAGUGUCACAGCUGCUGUUCAAUUAUCUGAGGUGGCUUGAGACCUAUCUCCACCCCAUCUAAGGGUGGGAAUGUCAGCCAGCCUCUGUGACCUAGCUCAAGCCAAUACGGAGGGCAUGACCAGAGGGGAGGCCCCUUCACACAGAGGCUUCUUCUCUACCCUGUGAGCCCCCAAAGCACAGCACAUUAGCCAGCCAACCGCCACAUCCUCCCUUCCAGUCAGAAGCAUCCACGUUGUACACUCUAUGAGAAUGCUGAGCCCGGGUUUCAGCCAGUGUCGCUGUUGACCACGCUGGAAACAAAGUCGAAGGCCAUCUUGCAUCUCCCCCUCCCGUGAACAUGAAGCUGAUAGGAAAUCAUCACAGGAAAAUUGAAAGAGGCACUCGGUUCUUGUGCUGGUGGCCUUACUUGAUGUCCUUUAUGAAACAUGGGAAUACAAUACUAACCUCUUUUUCUGAAUCUGCUAUUCUACCUAUAUGUCUUACAUUCAUUCUUAUUGUUUUAAGAAAUUACCAGUUUACUCAGGCCUUACAAAUCUAUACCAAAUUAGCCUCAAGACAAAGUAUUUUAUAUUCAUUUCUAUUUCAACAUGUUUCUACCAAAGCUAUUAGAAACAGCAUGUACCUCUGAAUACCUGACUACAAGAAGAUGCAAGAAAAUGUUAAAACUUUUGGAAAUUUCAGAACCAUGAUUUUGGAAACUGGUUGAAAGAAAACACCAUCUAAAUUGGUACAGGUCCACAUUUUUGCCAAAGAUUCACCCUGGAAAUGCUUACAUUGAUAGGCAGCUUUAUUUUUUCCAUAUUAUAUUAUCAUGACAAAUUACAAAUGAACUGUGUUUAAGAAAAUACUAUCUCUGCUUUUCAAUCAAAUUGAUUGGGGAGAGAAUAUGGCAGACCUAUCUUUUAAAAUAUUUUUUAUUCAGCAAAGUGAACUUUCCUGCUCCUUCCUUCCCUUCCCUAUUGCAUGUUCUUUUCUUAACUUGAUUUCACAUUUUCUCCCAUGCUGAGUAAUAACCUAAUCUAAAAGAAGGGUCUGGCCAUGGGGCAUGAAAAAGUAAGUGUUCGAAAGUCCCCAAAAGUUAAGCAAAGUGCCUCAGUUUUUCCUCUUGCUUCAACUGAAAGUACAGUUAUCCCACCUUAUCUGUGGUUUCAGUUACCCACAGUCAACUACAGUCUGAAAAUAUUAAAUGGAAAAUUGCUGAAACAAACAAUUUAUAAACUUUAAAUUUUGCGCCCUUCUGCGUAUCACGAUGAGAUCUUACACCAUCCCUCUCCGUCCCACCUAGGACAUGAAUCAUUCCUUUGUCCAGUGUCUCCAAGAAGUAUACACCACCUGCCCCUCUCAGUAGCCAUCUCAAUUAUCAGAUUGACUGUCACAGUAUCACAGUGCUUGUGUUCAAGUCACCCUUAUUUUACUUAACAGUGGCUCCAGAGUGCAAAAGUAGUGAUGCUGGCAAUUCAGAUAUGCCAAAGAGAAGCUGUAGCGUGCUUCCUUUAAGUGAAAGAUAUGUGUAUAUAGGAAAAACCUAGUAUAUAUAGGAUUUGGUGCUAUCUGUGGUUUCAGGCAUCUACUGGGGGGCUUGGAACUCUCACCCACAGAUAAGGGGGACUAUACUGUACUUCUCAGCUUGCCCUAUGUAAGCUCCCAUUCUAUUUAAAUGACAUUGUCCAAGUACGACUGGUACUAAAAUGUUGCCUCUCCCUAUUUCCCAUACUCAUUGUCCCAAAUGUGUAUUUAGGGGCCAGAUCUGUGAGUCCCAAGCUCUAGAUCUAUUUAUCCUCUGCUUUCCAAAAUUAUGCACUCCAUAGUUAGCAGGGACUUUGGCCUUGGGGAAGUUAAAGCCCCAGUAAGUUUUUAUGUCCUUUUCAUAUGACUCUUCCAAAUAUCGAGGGAUUCUUUUAUCACAGAGUGAGUUACUUCCUAGCUUUUAAUUAGAGACCAUGGAGGCUUCUAAUUAGUCUUAUUGCUUACAAUUACCCUAGAAACACCCAGGUAGGCACUUUAUUCUUUAUUUCAACUACAUAAGCAAAGUGCCUCUCUGCAGCAUGAAAUUACACCAUUUUAGUUUAAGAAUUUCCAGAUUCACACUCCUUCUGUUGGAAAAAUCCAGUCUUUCUAGUCCCUUCUGCUCAUGGAGGAAGCAUACAGAAACAGAAGCAUAUGGCAUGGGUCUUUUCUGUUGAAGCCUUCUGUGACACCCCCUCAGUAUUUUGGGUUUUGUUUGUUUGGAGCUUUUUUAGAAUUUCUAAAAUGUGUUUUCCCUUCUUCCUCAUUUCAAAUUCUAUUUCCCUUCUCCCCCAUUUAGUUACUAAACAUUCUCCUAAAUACACACACACACACACACACACACACACACACACACACAAUACACCCCAACCUUAAAAAAAAAAAACGAGAGUUUUGUAAGUCAGAGCUUGACAAGAAAACAAGGACUCUCUGCCUUUGUAAAUGGAAAUCAACCAUGUAUAAACUAUAACUCUGCAGAGGUUAUGAAAGCAUCCUUUACAAACAAUAAUGAGCAUUUAGCCCUGUAAUAAAUGAAGUGCUGUUAGCCAGUUUCAUUACAUUAUUGCAUAGUUACAUCUCGCUAAUGGGCCACUCCUCAAUUUUCAUUGAUGUGGAUGAAAAAUUUAAAGAUAUAUGUUUGCUCGGCCAAGAAGAAUUUUCCAGAUGUGUACACUCAGUAGGCAAAUGGUUUCCCAGGCCAUCGCCUCCCUAAUGGGUCACAGGGAUUAACUUGUUCACAGUGGGAAGAUCACUCUCUCUCGCAUGGAACCAGAACCUAGAGAGAGGCUGUUAAUGUGGAGCACAGGCUUCUAGAGGUCUUAUGAGCUGAUCAUUGAAUAAAAUAAUGAAGAACAAAGCAA